This is a messenger RNA of Harpegnathos saltator (Jerdon's jumping ant), 2255 nucleotides long. Its product is annotated as methionine--tRNA ligase, mitochondrial. The record is from RefSeq and is a predicted model, not a curated record. The coding region runs from base 276 to 2240 and encodes 654 amino acids. Gene Ontology annotation, molecular function: ATP binding; methionine-tRNA ligase activity. The transcript is spliced from 7 exons. Gene Ontology annotation, cellular component: mitochondrion. Gene Ontology annotation, biological process: mitochondrial proton-transporting ATP synthase complex assembly; methionyl-tRNA aminoacylation. Lineage: Eukaryota; Metazoa; Arthropoda; Insecta; Hymenoptera; Formicidae.
ACACUGUGACGAGCAGCGGAGAAACUUGCGCGUUUGUUCGCACUGGAGAGGUUUGAAACGCCAACAAUGACAUCUGGUUGCGCCGGCGGACUUUUCGCACGCGUUCAGCAUGGCGCCGUCUGCUGUGUGUCGGCACGUCCUUUCCUGAUGUGAAGUUGUCGGUUUGUCGAUCGUUUGUGCUCUUGAGUGAGCGUUGAAAAUUCACGUCUGUAUGAUAGCGCAUUUUGAGAGGACCGAACAUCUUUGAAGGUAGAAGAAAAAUAAGCGAGAUCUUUAUGGCGAGUGUUCUACUACGGAACAUAGCGAGUGUGAGGUUAGGCAGGUAUCUGAGAAACACCCGGAUAAUCGUAGAAUCGAACGAGAGACACAUAAUGACGAGCCGAACGAGGCUGGAAAAAGUCCUGGAGGAGUUGCAGAAGAAUCCCUAUUAUGACAAGUACGCCGGGAAGAUCGCGAAGCUGCAGCAAACGAGUCCGGAGGAAUUUCUGCAGCGCGUCGAGCAGCAGAAGAAAGUUCUCGAAAAGAAAGUUGAGCACGUAAUGAGCUCACGGUACGAGCCCUCGAAAUCCUCGAUAUUUCCGUUCCUGUUCAGAAACAUACGGCGGUCGACGUGGGGUCAAACAGUCAGGAGGCAAUACGUCCGAGAUCUGUCUCAGAAUAAGUGUAUCACCACGCCUAUCUUUUACGUGAACGCUGGACCUCACAUCGGGCAUUUGUACAGUGCGGUUUUGGCGGAUGCCAUAGCUCGAUACCAUGCCAUGCUGGGCCACAGAACAUUCCUGAUCACUGGCACCGACGAGCACGGCAACAAGAUCAAAGCCGCCGCAGCCGCAGCCGGUCUACCGAAUCUCGAGUACUGCACGAAAGUCUCGCAGCAGUUCAGGGAAUUGUGCGAUAGGUUUGAAGUGGAUUACUCGCGUUUUAUUAGAACCACAGAAAAGCAACACUGUGAUGCGGUGCAUCACUUUUGGAAACGCUUAGAAGAAAGGGGACAUAUCUAUCUGGGAAAGUACGCGGGAUGGUAUUGCGUAUCGGACGAGGCGUUCCUGUCCGACGCGGAGUUGGUAGAACAGAAAGACUCAACCGGUGAGACGAUAAAAGUCUCCGCGGAGUCAGGGAAUACGGUAGAAUGGACGGAGGAGGAGAAUUACAAGUUCCGACUUAGCGCGCUUCAAGAUGAUCUCAAGUACUGGCUCAAAGAUGAGAACACAGUUCGGCCAGCGUUAUACCACAAAAUCUUGUCCGAAUGGGUGGAGGAAGGCACAUGUUUGCGAGAUUUGAGUAUUUCUAGAACGAGAAACAAGGUGCCGUGGGCGAUGCUAUCGCCGUGCAACGAGUCGCACUCGAUUUACGUGUGGAUGGACGCCUUGGUGAAUUAUUUAACGGCUUUGGGAUAUCCAAAUGAGUCGUUUAAGGAGUUUUGGCCGCCCGCUGUACAGGUAAUCGGAAAAGACAUACUGAAGUUCCACGGCGUCUAUUGGCCGGCAUUCUUAAUAGCGGCGGGUCUUGAGCCUCCGAAGACGCUGCUCUGUCACGCUCACUGGAUUGUCGAUCACCAGAAAAUGUCGAAAUCGAAAGGAAACGUGAUAUCGCCGUUUGAAGCGGCGAAUGAUUACUCGGAAGACGGGCUGCGAUAUUUCAUUCUGAGAGAGGCAGUGCCGCAAAACGACACGAAUUACAGUUCAACAAAAAUCACGAACGUAUUGAACUCCGAAUUGGCUGAUACACUGGGCAAUUUGGUAAGUCGUUGCGCGGGCAAAACGGUCAAUCCGUCGAGAGAGUUUCCCGAUCCGGCAAAAUAUUGGAACGUGCUACAGUCUGAAGUAGCGAAUGAAACGCGGGAGGCCCUGCAGUCCCUCGGUGAAAAAACACGCAAGAGCUACGAAGAGUACAAUUUGCACCACGUCGUGGACGCGGUCAUGAGUGCACUCCAUUCCGCGAAUAAAAUGGUGGCGCAUCACGAGCCGUGGCAUCUGAGAAAACGGGUCGACGACACGGAUUCGAUGAGGGAACUCAAAGCUGUGAUAUCGCUCGCUUUGGAAAGUAGCAGAAUAGCUGCCCUGAUAUUGCAGCCGAUCGUACCGAGACUGAGCAGCAGUCUGCUCGAUUUCCUAAAUAUCUCGAAGGAAAAUCGUACGUGGGCGGACACCGCGCCCGAGUACUUCAACGGUAACGGUACGAAGAAGAAAUGCAUUGAGCGUAAUAAUAUAAUAUUAUUUAAGAAGAUCAGAAAUCAAUAAAAAAUAUACUCAGAG